AAGAACCCUGCCCUGCAGGGAAGCUGAGGAGGAAGCUGUAACGCAGCCAGAAGAGUCUCCCUUCCGUCCUGCCGUCCUGCUGGAAGGAGGUCAGCACCAGCAGACAUGGCUGCCUGCAUAAGCCUGGUUUAGCAGCAGCCCAGCCUCGGGUGAACAGGAUGCCGUAUUAGACGCCAUGGAUGGAGCGCAAAGUGCAGGCCUGCGGCUGCAGCCGCUCCCGCCCACUAGCGGGGCCACGUCAGUGAGCCUGAGCCUCAGCGAGGGCUCCUUCUCCUACAAGGAAAACUUGAUUGGCGCCCUCCUGGCAAUUUUUGGGCACCUCGUAGUCAGCAUUGCCCUUAAUCUCCAGAAAUACUGCCACAUCCGCCUGGCAGGCUGCAAGGAUCCUCGUGCCUACUUCAAGACCAAGACAUGGUGGCUCGGCCUGAUCCUCAUGCUGCUGGGCGAGCUGGGUGUGUUUGCCUCCUACGCCUUCGCCCCGCUCUCGCUCAUCGUGCCCCUCAGUGCCGUCUCCGUGAUAGCAAGCGCCAUCAUAGGAAUCAUAUUCAUCAAGGAAAAAUGGAAGCCUAGAGACUUCCUGAGACGCUAUGUUUUGUCCUUCGUGGGCUGUGGCUUGGCAAUCGUGGGUACCUACCUGCUGGUGACAUUCGCACCCAACAGCCAUGAGAAGAUGACAGGCGAGAAUAUCACGAGGCACCUCGUGAGCUGGCCUUUUCUCCUGUACAUGCUGGUGGAGAUCGUGCUGUUCUGCCUGCUCCUGUAUUUCUACAAGGAGAAGAAUGCCAACAACAUCAUCGUGAUUCUCCUCUUGGUGGCCUUACUUGGCUCCAUGACGGUGGUGACGGUGAAGGCUGUGGCUGGGAUGCUGGUCCUGUCCAUUCAAGGGAACCUGCAGCUCGACUACCCCAUCUUCUACGUGAUGUUUGUGUGCAUGGUGGCCACCGCCGUCUACCAAGCCGCGUUUCUAAGUCAAGCCUCACAGAUCUAUGACUCUUCCCUGAUUGCCAGCGUGGGCUACAUCCUGUCCACCACCGUGGCCAUCACAGCCGGCGCCAUCUUUUACCUGGACUUCAUUGGGGAGGAUGUGCUGCACAUCUGCAUGUUUGCCCUGGGGUGUCUCAUCGCCUUCUUGGGUGUCUUCCUGAUCACACGGAACAGGAAGAAGGCCAUUCCAUUUGAGCCCUAUAUUUCCAUGGACGCCAUGCCAGGUAUGCAAAGCAUGCACGACAAAGGGAUGACCGUCCAGCCUGACCUCAAAGCUUCUUUUUCCUAUGGGGCCCUGGAAAACAACGACAGCAUUUCUGAGAUCUACGCUCCUGCCACACUGCCAGUCAUGCAAGAAGAACAUGGCUCCAGGAGCACCCCUGUUCCCUACCGGGUCCUGGAGCACACCAAGAAGGAAUGAACCACCAUGAGCCCAGCUCUCCUUCCCUUGGUUUCUAACUGGCUGGGCCAGCCCAAUAAUAGGUCUCCCCUUUCAUUCUUGACCUUCAGACUUGCCUUUCAAGUCAGGUUUUUCAACCAAGAACUCUGCGGAAGGAGGUCUUGGGAAAUCUUUGUCCCUGGCAAAAGAUGUGUUAACUUGGUCUUGGAAAUUUCAAAUGGGGAGAAGGAAGGCAGUCUGAAAGUGGCAGGUGUCGCAGCCCUGAUGGGGUUUGAAGCUGUGAGGUUGCCGAGCCUCCCAGGCUAAAGGUUGCCAUGGUCUUGAGAGCUGAGGCCAGGUGGAGAUCCUCAACUCCAGAGGAAGACUACAGACCUCCACUGCCGCCAUCUUCCUCCACCUCACAUGCAUGCCUGUCUCCACCUGUGUCAUCCACAAUCCCGUGUCCACGCUAUCUUCUCCCCGCCCUUUGCCUGGCACUGUGGGCCAACGCUGAGCGGGAUGUGCAAUCACUGGCCGCUUGGCAGUGAGCAUCUGCCUCCCAGGGAAGACAUGUGCAGUGUGUUUUUAUUGGUUCUACCCUGAAAACUAACUUGGCUCUGGCCCUGUGAGAACUACUUGAUUACUCCCCUCCCCAGAAGGAAGUUAGGAGAAGGGAAGAAUAAGAGAGGUUCCCUGUAGGCCCUUUCCAUCUUGUCCAUUCCUCUCUAUUUUUUUUUGAGAUAGGGUCUCUCUCAUGCCAACCUGGAGCUCUCUGUGUAGCCUAGGUUGGCCUCAAACUUAUGAUCCUCCUGUCUCAGCCUCCUGAGUGCUGGUGUGGACCACCAUAUUUGGCUUUUCUGUCCAUUCUUUACCAAAGGGUCCACAGAUGCUCCGGCUGUUUGCUGAGUCACAUUUUCUUUUGGGAAGAGCCUGGGGUGCUUGCUUCAGAAACAGCUCACUCACUUCCCAUCCUUGAGCAUCCCCUUUACAAACUUACACAAACCAAACGAGCCACGGGUUCAUUUUGCUGGAAUCGGCGGAGAUUGUCAGCCUCCUCGGCUCCAACACACGGUGCCCGUGUGUGUGCCCAGCAUUGUCUUCCUCUAGACUGAUGGUAUGUUUUGGGAGAUGGCAGGUAAAGGUUUGCAAACUUUAUACAUACAGUUCCUCCCUCUCGGGAGUUUAUUUAGAAUGCAGAUUUCUCACCCUAACUGUAGAGAUGAGGCCUAGGAGGACAGGGCUGCAGCCUAGGAAUCUGCAUUCUUAACUAGCAGGCAUCCCAAGAUCUCACCCCGGUCAGAAGCCUACUAAAGGAAAAACAUAGCCACCAAAACCCCAAGAGGCCCACCCACCCCUGCCAGAAAGUUAAAGUCCCCCAUUCUAUGUCCUCUGGAUCCUCUGGGCAAGUCGAACAGACCUAUGGGACCUGUGGCAUUUCUCCACUCACCUCAGAGCCACGCCCCCUGCUUCCCUAGGUAGUCUGUAUAUAUACUAGGCCAGACAACAGUGUUAACAGCCCAGUGUCCGCGUAAGUCUCUCAUCUUCAUGCCUUGCACUCUAUACCGACUCCUUACCUGACUCCAGAUCUCUGCCAUCUGCUACCUGUGAUGCCUACUUCCAUAUCUUCUCUUAACCACUUUUGUAUUUUGUCCUCUGUUGCCUAAGAAAGCAAUGGACAAUGAUUGCCCCUCUUAGGAUGGGUUAUCACUUAUUACUAUGUGUUAAGAAAUUGGAGGGUAAAACUCAAACCUAUGAUAUGGCUCCCUAGCUCCAGGCGAAGCACAGAUACCCAGAAAUCUCCUGCAGGGUGGGCUACCAUAGGUGUGAAGUAUAAGAGUGGAGAAAAAAGGACAGCACUGGAGGUCCUGCCAAAGGCUGGGCGCUGAGCCUAUUCACAGACAUUGGCAAAUGUGAAGAUCUGAGCAAAGCAGAGAAUAGGGUGAUCACAUAGGUGUGUGCAUGAGUGUGCACUCGUGAGCACACACACACAGCAGAGGGACCAGCAUUAGGAAAGGCACCAAGAUAGGACAGAAAGAGUGGUAGAAGCCAAACCACAGAGCGGCUUAGAUACCUGGCAGCGUUUAAAGUGGAGUGUAUAAGGCGUAGGAGCCCGCAUGGUUCAUGCGGAAGAGAUGACAGGAUCAGCCCCUGUUGGAAAGGAGCUCUUGUGGGGGAAAAAAUGAGUUAUGAGGUGCCUCUCAUGGUCAAGCUCCAAGCCUAGGAUUGAAUCAGGUUGUGCUGCUAUUCAGCUACUCAUUUCUCUAGUGAUUUUUUCCCCCUAAGACUGAAGAGAGGGGAGGGAGGGCAAAAACAAGAUGAGCAGGGACAUUUUAGCUGUGUUAACCCUGGUGGCCAGUAGUAGUGAUGGGACAAUUUCUGCUCGCAGCCUUCCUGAGCCCUUUCCUGGGUUGCUGUGGGCAUGUGGCUUUGGCCAGCUGAGUGGGCAGCCCCGCCCUGCACUGUAACUUCAGGCAUGCUGCAGAUCAAGGGGACCACAGCACCCAGGAACCGCCACUGGCUAGGGCAGCUUACCUGCCUUCAGGUUGGGGACAGAGGCUUCAUCCUGCAGAGCUGUACCACCAAGAGCUGAGCACAAGGCUGGGUGACAGUCCCCAAAGUGGAGGUUGGGCAGGUCUCUAGGGUGUCCAGGGAAUAGCUGAGAGCUAGAUCCACAGAGUUCAGACUGGCUUAAUUUUCCUGGCCUUUGACCCCAGGCAUACAUGGAGAGUCUUAACUCAUGACAAGACAGCAUGAGCUGUGAGGACUAUGGAAGGACAGUGUCACACACCCUGAUCCUCGGCCCAGGUACCCAAGCCAUCUCAAAUACUCCAAGCAGUGUAAAAUGGAAAGUCUCCACCUCAGAGUCAUCAGACUUAGGUUCAACUUUAAUUGUUCUCUGGUCUUCCACCCCAGCAGCUCUUCUUGUUUUAUAUCCUAGGAUUCUGGGUUUUCAAAUUAGAACAUUAGACAUUAGAAUUAGUGUAGGCAGGGGCAGGGCACCAGCC
Messenger RNA from Dipodomys ordii (Ord's kangaroo rat), 4368 nucleotides. It is a transcript of the gene Nipal3, whose product is annotated as NIPA-like domain containing 3. Gene Ontology annotation, cellular component: membrane. Gene Ontology annotation, molecular function: magnesium ion transmembrane transporter activity. NCBI's taxonomy places the organism in Eukaryota, Metazoa, Chordata, Mammalia, Rodentia, Heteromyidae. The transcript has 11 exons. Gene Ontology annotation, biological process: magnesium ion transport. The record is from RefSeq and is a predicted model, not a curated record. The coding region runs from base 176 to 1405 and encodes 409 amino acids.